Messenger RNA from Trichoderma asperellum CBS 433.97, 3468 nucleotides. RefSeq lists its product as uncharacterized. Lineage: Eukaryota; Fungi; Ascomycota; Sordariomycetes; Hypocreales; Hypocreaceae. Gene Ontology annotation, biological process: regulation of protein stability; protein deubiquitination. The record is from RefSeq and is a predicted model, not a curated record. Gene Ontology annotation, molecular function: protein binding; cysteine-type deubiquitinase activity. Gene Ontology annotation, cellular component: nucleus; cytosol.
AUGGUCGUGGACACAGACGACUAUGUCGGUGCUCCCAAUGCCCCCGAGAAAGAGUCUGUGGCCAUCAUCAGCCCAGAUGGCGGCCUCGAACACGAAGCUGAUCAACUACAAGACCUGCCUUUGGCCAACGACUAUGAAGCCAUGAAAGAAAUUGUUCUCCCGCCGCUACUCGACGAACCCAAAAUCCUUGAAGACUUUGUACAUACAUGGACCGUAGAGAACUGGCGAAGUCUCGGCAAGAGAGAACAUGGCCCUAUUUUCCAAGCAGGUGGCUUCCCAUGGCGCAUCCUUCUGUUUCCCCACGGAAACAACACUGACCAAUGUUCCAUCUACCUGGAGCAUGGAUUCGAGCCCGAUGCCAUCCCCGAGAAUUGGAGUUGCUGCGUGCAGUUUGGCCUGGUACUUUGGAACCCUAAUGACCCUAGCCUAUAUGUCAACCACGCAGCACAUCAUCGCUUCACUAAAGAAGAAGGGGAUUGGGGCUUCACUCGCUUCGUUGAGAUCAGGAGGAUGUUCAAUGUGCCAUGGGAAGGCGAUAGUCGGCCGCUAGUCGAGAGUGACACCGCUAACAUCACAGCUUACGUCCGCUUUGUUGAAGACGAGACUGGUGUGCUAUGGCACAACUUUGCCAACUACGAUUCAAAGAAAGAAACGGGAUAUGUUGGUCUAAAGAACCAAGGCGCUACCUGCUACCUCAACUCUCUUCUCCAGUCGCUAUAUUUUACAAACGCCUUCAGAAAAGCCAUUUACGAAAUCCCAACCGAAAAUGAUGAGAACAUGCAGAAUUCUGCAUACACUUUACAGAGGCUGUUUUAUCAAUUGCAGACAUCCGAACAAGCUGUUAGCACGAAUGAAUUAACAAAAUCAUUUGGUUGGGAGACGAGGCACAUAUUUGAGCAGCAAGAUGUGCAAGAGCUGUCACGAAAGCUCAUGGAACGCAUGGAGGAGAAGAUGAAGGGUACCAAGGCUGAAAACGUACUGCCUGAGCUCUUCAGUGGUAAGAUCAAGACUUACAUUUCUUGCAUAAAUGUAGACUACGAAUCAAAACGCAUUGAGGAUUUCUGGGAUAUUCAGCUCAACGUUAGUGGCAACAAGAACCUUUUGGAGAGUUUCCAGGACUACAUCCAGGUCGAGAAGAUGGACGGCGAGAACCAGUAUUUUGCAGGCGAUGAGCACAAGUUACAGGACGCCAACAAGGGCGUCAUCUUCAACAGCUUCCCCGACGUGCUGCAUCUUCAACUCAAACGGUUCGAAUAUGACAUCCAAAGAGAUAUGAUGAUGAAGAUCAAUGAUCGCUACGAGUUUCCCGACAUUUUUGACGCCGCCCCUUACCUCGUAGAGGACGCCGACCGUUCUGAACCUUGGAUCUACCAGCUACAUGGAGUCCUCGUCCACAGUGGCGACUUGAACGCCGGACAUUAUUAUGCAUUUAUCAAACCAUCAAAGGAUGGCUGGUUCUACAAAUACGACGAUGAUAAAGUCACAAAGGCUACUUCUCGGGAGGUCUUGGAGGAGAACUAUGGUGGAGAAUACAGAGCAUCCAACGGCUACCUCAGAGCGCCCCUUCAAAAGAAGGCGCCUAUCAUGCGCCAGAACAGUGCUUACAUGUUGGUGUAUAUCCGUCAAACUCGGCUCGACAAGGUCCUAUGUCCAGUUACCAAGGAAGAUACUCCUGCACACCUGCAGAUUAAAUUUGAAGAAGAAAAUGCCAUGAGAGAGGCUCGUCGACGCGAGCAAAAGGAGGCCCACCUGUUUAUGAUGGCCAAGGUGAUUACAAACGACACCUUUGCAAAGUACGGAGGCACCGACCUUUGCGUCUUCGACCCCAUCUCUGAGACCGACCCUGCUUCACCCAAGCUGUACCGCAUUCGCCGAGCUAUGCCGAUGCACGAAUUUGUCGCUCAGGUUGCUGCCGACAUGGGCCAAGAUCCGGCUCGUGUCAGGCUGUGGCUGAUGGUUAACCGCCAAAAUAAAACAAUUCGACCGGAUCAGCCAAUCAUGGAUCUCCGACCAACCGUUGAGGAGGUGUUUUCUCGCUCCGCUGCUCACAGAGACACUAGUCUGCGCGUUUGGGCAGAGGUUGCAGCCGACGUCAACGAAAACGGCGAACCUAUCUGGGCAUCGUACCAGAGCCAGCCAAACGGCGUUGUUGUGAAGAACGAUACCAUUUUAUUGCUACUGAAGAAUUUCGAUGUAGAGAAGCAAACGCUGGAAGGCGUAGGCCACAUCUAUAUCAGCAAAGAGCGAAGGGUCGAUGAACUUGUUCCUAUGAUUCUCCAGAAGAUGGGCUGGGGAGAGAAGCUACCCUCUGAUGAGAAGCUGUUAAUGUGGGAGGAAAUUAAACCGACCAUGAUUGAGCCUCUCAAGGGCAAGCAGACCCUCAAAGCUGCCGAACUUCAGGAUGGUGACAUUGUCUGCUUCCAACGUGUCUCUGACAAGAAACCAGAGAGUGCGCGCGCUUCCGACAAGGCAUCUCAAGACACAAAUAAAUCAUUUGACCGCGUUGAAGAUGCUCGCGAAUACUACGACUUCCUUGAGCAUAAGCGAACCGUAAAAUUCCACGCUCAUCCAACUAGAUCUGACCAGACACAAUACCCCCCAUUCGAGCUCGUUCUCAACUCAAAGAUUACUUAUGAUGUUUUGUCUGACCGAGUCGGCGCGCACCUAAAGGCCCCUUCGACACACAUCCGGCUCUGGACGGUGAACUCGAGCACAAACAACCCCAAGGCUCCUGUAAGACGGGGUACAAACCCAACACUGCGGCAGAUCUUGAACCCCUUGGGCUCAAAUACGUUGAAUGCGACUCAACGAAGUGAUGCUUUUUACUUUGAGGUGCUAGAAAUGAGCUUAGCUGAGCUGGAUACCAAGAAGAACAUCAAGCUCACGUGGCUGAGCGAAGGCAUCACCAAAGAGGACCAACUUGACUUGCUCGUAUCAAAAACGGGAACUAUCGAAGACUUGAUACAAGCUCUGAUUAAGAAGGCCAAGAUCGCCGAUGAGGCGGAAGGCGGAAGAAUACGGGUGUACGAAACAAGUUCUAACAGAUUCUAUCGUGAGCCCGCUCGCGAUCAAUCCGUCCUAAACCUGAACGAGUACACCCAAAUCUUUGCUGAAAGAGUUCCGGAAGAGGAGAGAACGGCUGAUGAUAACAACUUCAUUCAUGUUUUCCACUUUCAAAAUGAAGUCAACAGAGUCCACGGUGUUCCUUUCAAGUUCCUACUCAUCGAGGGCGAGAAAUUUGCCGAUACGAAGAAGAGACUAGAGAAAAGAACUGGCAUCAAAGGCAAGAGUUUCGAAAAGAUCAAAUUUGCCAUUGCCAGACGGGCAAACUAUUCAAAACCACAGUAUCUUAAUGAUGACGACGAGUUAUGGAACAUAGCCUCAUCCGAGGAUGACUAUCUUGGCUUCGAUCAUCCGGAUAGAACAAGGGCCUUGAGAAACGGCGUUGGGGACCUUUUCCUUCGUUAA